This is a messenger RNA of Rotaria socialis, 435 nucleotides long. The record is from the annotation of a GenBank genome assembly. Lineage: Eukaryota; Metazoa; Rotifera; Eurotatoria; Philodinida; Philodinidae.
AUGGUCAAAGUUCGCAAAGGUACUAAGCCGCCACCAGAUGGAUGGGAUUUAAUUGAGCCAACAUUGGAUGAAAUAGAAGCUAAAAUGCGUGAAGCAGAAUUAGCACCUCACGAAGGCAAACGUAAAGUUGAAACAUUGUGGCCAAUAUUUAAAAUUCAUCAUCAAAAAUCACGCUAUAUUUAUGAUCUCUAUUAUAAACGAAAAACGAUUAGUAAAGAAUUGUAUGACUAUUGCGUGAAGCAAUCGGUUGCAGAUAAAAAUCUAAUUGCACAAUGGAAAAAGCAAGGUUAUGAAAAUCUUUGUUGCCUUCGUUGUAUUCAACCUCGCGAUACAAAUUUUAAUAAGAAAUGUAUUUGUCGUGUACCAAAAGAAAAAUUAGAAGAAGGCAAAGUUGUUGAAUGUGUUCAUUGUGGAUGCCGUGGAUGUUCCGGUUAA